Molecule: messenger RNA, 651 nt
Organism: Vicia faba (fava bean)
Lineage: Eukaryota; Viridiplantae; Streptophyta; Magnoliopsida; Fabales; Fabaceae
Source: the annotation of a GenBank genome assembly
AUGGCUUCCUGUACCAUUCCUCCCAUUUCCUGUUUUCAACCGCUUCGUGCUUCCGCAACUCCUCUUCCUCCCUCCCAGAAAGCCCGCUUUGUUGCUCGCCGUAAGGAGUCCAUCUCGGUUCAACAACUCCAACGUCCCCUUAUUGAAUACAUGAAGUUGCCGGCGAGUCAAUAUUCAGUGUUGGACGCGGAGAGGAUUGUGCGUGUGAGCGAGGAUACAUUCAGGUGUUAUGUUUACACAAUUAAGUUUUUCACUUUUGAGGUUUGUCCCGUUUUGCUCGUCAAGGUUGAACAGCAACCUCAUGGCUGUUGCAUUAAGCUCUUAUCCUGCAAGCUCGAGGGCUCGCCCAUGGUCGCCGCGCAGAACGAUAAGUUUGACGCUAUAAUGGUGAACCGGAUAUCGUGUGAGAGCGACUCAAAUGAGUCACUGGUGCAGCAACUCGCAUCAGACACUGUAAUUGAGGUAAGCAUUGAUAUUCCUUUCGCGUUCAAAGCAAUACCAAAGCAAGCAAUUGAGUCUGCUGGGACUCAAGUCCUUGAACAGAUACUCAAGAUUAUGCUUCCCCGUUUUAUGUCACAGCUUGUGAAAGAUUAUAAAGCCUGGGCCUCUGGAAAUACCUCAAGACAACCUCUUGGGACAGGUGAAAUCUGA